Molecule: messenger RNA, 3125 nt
Organism: Xenopus tropicalis (tropical clawed frog)
Lineage: Eukaryota; Metazoa; Chordata; Amphibia; Anura; Pipidae
Gene: prdm4
Product: PR domain 4
Exons: 13
Coding region: 381-2732 (783 amino acids)
Biological process (GO): regulation of transcription by RNA polymerase II; positive regulation of DNA-templated transcription; transcription by RNA polymerase II
Cellular component (GO): chromosome; nucleus
Molecular function (GO): sequence-specific DNA binding; histone methyltransferase binding
Source: RefSeq, a predicted model, not a curated record
CGGACGGUGAGGGAAGGAGGUGGGCUGGUACCCUGCAAUGGGGGUGUGAUGGUUACUAUCCCUGUGUCUGUUAACAGUGCUGUGUGAGUAACCAUGGCCGUAAGUAUCCGGCACUAGCAAAGAACCUUCUAACCGCCACUUCAGCAUCGAGGCGCCACCAAGAACCUCCAUGACAAAGGCCUGGAAACGAUUUCACUCUGCCCCGCCGCUGUCAUUUGCCUCGUAGCCUUCCAAGCGCAAGAUAUUUCCGCCACAGACUCUUGCAACCAUGGAUUUCAUCGGUGCACCAUUAGCGCCAACGGAGCCAAAGGCAAGAACCUAGAGAAAGUGAUGCCAUACGUAUAGUCCCGUUCCACCAGAUGUCGCCGUGAAGGCAUCAGAUGCAUUACAGAAUGAAUGAGUUGAACCUCAGCACAGUGGGGAUUGACCAGCUGACCUCUUCCUCCGUAGCCAAUUCUUUAACGGUCUCAGGGAGUCAUCUUGGGCUUUCUGGCUCCCCUCCACACAAUACUCUUCCAGCACCAGGUUUACCAGUGGCAAUACCUAACCUGGGUCCAUCAUUAAGCUCCCUUCCUUCCGCUCUCUCAGUCAUGUUACCUAUGGGGAUAGGAGACCGUGGCGUGAUGUGUGGUCUCCCAGAAAGGAACUACCCCCUUCCUCCUCCACCUUACCCUCACCUGGAGAGCAGCUACUUCAGGCACAUACUGCCAGGAAUCCUCUCGUACCUAGCUGACCGCCCCCCACCGCAAUACAUACACCCCAGCCCGCUGAAUGUAGACGGCAACUCCGGCCUUUCUGUUUCCAACGCCCCACAGUCUCUGGACCCUUUUCAGCCUGGGGGAUCUGUGGGUUUAGAGACCGGAAUAGUAUCCCUAGACUCUCGGUCGGUCGGUGGGCACACAGGGCAGAGCCUGCACCCUAGCGAUGGGCACGAGGUGCAGCUGGACUCGGGGAUUACUAUGGGGAGUGUCUCACGAGUGAACAGUCCCAUCCCGUCUGACGGCAUUACAGAAGAGCUGGCCAUGGAAGGCGUCGCAUCGGAGCACAGGCAGCUCUCUAACGUCCCGCGCUCCCACGAGCCCCUCACAGUGGACGGCAGCCUGCCCCCUGAUGCCGUGGGCCAUGCUAGUGUCUUACCACUGCACAGUGGUUCCUUAGAACUCCCAGUAGUUAUGGAGUCGGAACAUCACAUGGCAACCCGUUCGAGCAUGUCGGAAAGCAGCCUGAGUGAUACUAUCCACACUGUGGCCAUGGAUAGCAACCCCGUGACUGUAGCGCUGUCUUCUUCCCACCAGCUUUCAUCUUUAACCUCAGUGUCCUUACACGGGGGCAGCAUCAGCCUUGAGCCAGUCACGGUGUCUUCCAUAACCCCAGAGGUCUCCAUGGGAGGUGGACAUGUUGAUACCGGGAACCUGACCUUUGUCCCUUCCACCCUACAGAUCGACUCCAAUUCUAACAAGGAAAAUAUGGCAACUCUGUUUACAAUCUGGUGCACACUCUGCGACCGGGCAUACCCCUCUGAUUGCCCCGAACACGGCCCGGUCACAUUCAUACCAGACAACCCCAUCGAAAGCCGGGCGAGAUUGUCCCUCCCUAAGGAGCUGGCGCUGAGGCAGUCUGUAACUGGGGCCGAAAUGGGUGUAUGGGCACAGGAAACCAUCCCAGUCAGGACCUGCUUUGGGCCUCUGAUAGGGCAGGAGAGUCAGUCGCUGGAGGUUGCUGAUUGGACGGACAAAUCUGCCAGCCACAUCUGGAAGAUGUACCACAAUGGAGUGAUGGAGUUCUGCAUCAUCACGACUGACGAGAAUGAGUGUAACUGGAUGAUGUUUGUGCGUAAGGCCAGGAACCCGGAGGAACAGAACCUCGUGGCCUAUCCUCAUGAUGGAAAGAUCUACUUCUGCACCUCCCACAACGUCUCGCCCGAACAGGAACUGCUCUUUUACUACAGUCGGGACUAUGCCAGGCAGAUGGGCCUCCCAGAACAGCCAGAGUUCUUUGUGUGCCACUGUGGGAAGGAGUGCCACUCGUACGCAGAUUUCAAGAGCCACGUGAAUAGCCACCUCCCUGCCGAGCCCCUGAGCAGCGGCGUGGCCAAUGGGCUGACCCCCACCAAGGAGCGGAAGUGGAAAUGCUCAAUGUGCUCGCGGUCCUUUAUCUCCUCCUCCAAACUCAACGUUCAUUUCAUGGGCCACAUGGGCAUGAAACCCCAUAAGUGCGAGUUCUGCAGUAAGGCAUUUAGUGACCCCAGCAACCUCCGUACCCACCUCCGGAUACACACGGGUCAGAAGAAUUACCGCUGCGGCCUGUGCGACAAGUCGUUCACCCAGAAAGCUCACUUGGCCUCCCAUAUGGCCAUACACACGGGCGAGAAGACCCUGAAAUGUGACUUCUGUGAGAAGAUGUUCAUGCGCAGGCACGACCUGAAGCAGCACGUGCUCACCCACACCCGGGAACGGCGGAUCCGAUGCCCCAAGUGUGACAAAUGCUUUUCCCGCACGGGUCACCUUAAGAAGCACCUCAACUCGCACGAGGGGAGGCGGGACUACGUGUGCGAGAAAUGCUCGAAGGCUUUCCUCACCCGGUAUCACCUCUCCCGGCACCUGAAGAUCUGCAAGGGCCCAAGCACCGCCCCCCUGACGCCCGACACUGACGAGGAAGAGGAUUCGGAGGAUGAAGAGUUACUGGGCUCGGACUGCGUCGUGUUCAACACAGACCUGACGGUGCACACGUGACCGAGGGAGCCGCCGUGCGUAUUUAUUCUAUUUAUUUCUGCCUCAGAAAGGCAAAGCGGGAACUACAGGGCUCCUCUUUCUCUGACUAAACGUCCCACCAACCUCAGCGCCUCCGACGGCCGAGGCUAUUGGGCGUAGUUAAUUACUGCCCAUUGGCUGAGAAUGGAGAAAAAGGCGGGGCUUUCUUUAUGAAUGAAAGCUUCAAUAUUAACUGUGUAUAUAAAAGGGAUUAUCUAAACUCCAGCCGGCUGGCUGUGCCAAGGAACACGGGAAAUGCUCAUUAUAAUAAAUCAUUAUAGGACCUAUGGCUGCAUUGUGAAUAAUGGAUAGUUCCACUAGUGGAACAGGGUGCUAUAUAAUACAACAUCACCCAUAAAUAAAGUGAGCAAUAUC